Molecule: messenger RNA, 847 nt
Organism: Carlito syrichta (Philippine tarsier)
Lineage: Eukaryota; Metazoa; Chordata; Mammalia; Primates; Tarsiidae
Product: protein CXorf40A
Exons: 2
Coding region: 25-501 (158 amino acids)
Source: RefSeq, a predicted model, not a curated record
CCCGCGGCCCAGGGAUCCCCAGAGAUGAAGUUUGGCUGCCUCUCCUUCAGGCAGCCUUAUGCUGGCUUUGUCUUAAACGGAGUCAAGACCGUGGAGACGCGCUGGCGGCCCCUGCUGAGCAGCCACCGCAACUGCACCGUCGCCAUCCACAUAGCUCACAGGGACUGGGAGGACGACACCUGGCGGGAGCUGCUGGUGGACAGGCUGGGGAUGACUCCCGCCCAGGUGCAGGCCCUGCUUCGGGAAGGGGAGAAGUUUGGCCGGGGAGUGAUAGCUGGGCUCGUUGACAUUGGGGAAACUUUACAGUGCCCUGAAAACUUGAGUCCCGACGAGGUUGUGGACCUGGAGAAUCAAGCCGUGCUGAGCGACCUGAAGCAGAAGUACCUGACCGCGAUUUCCAACCCCAGGUGGUUACUGGAGCCCAUACCUAGGAAAGGAGGAAAGGACGUAUUCCAGGUAGACAUCCCAGAGCACCUGAUCCCUUUGGGGCGUGAGGUGUAACGAGUGUGGGCUCCUGAGAGGAACGUUGCUGAGAAGCCAGCUAAAUCAUGAUACCUUCAACAUCACUAUUCAGACCUAUAUACGCUGGGCUAAGUCGGCAUUGCCACCGCAUGGGAGGGCGCCACCCCCUCGGUGCUGUUCACACAUGCAGGUUUCCUCACUCAGAUGAAGGGAAUAAGGGUGGGACUUUCCCUGUGCCAUGUGUCUUUGGGCUCAUGGACAAUGUCUCAUGUACGUUGCCCUUUUGCUAAAAGGAAAGCCAGCCAGUAAAUGUCUUGGCCUCCCUGCUUAUAUAGGUCCUGCUGAUUUUGGGAUUGUACCAAUAAAUGUGUUCUAGAUAACCAUU